Molecule: messenger RNA, 1667 nt
Organism: Pygoscelis adeliae (Adelie penguin)
Lineage: Eukaryota; Metazoa; Chordata; Aves; Sphenisciformes; Spheniscidae
Gene: TRMT10C
Product: tRNA methyltransferase 10 homolog C (S. cerevisiae)
Exons: 2
Coding region: 149-1396 (415 amino acids)
Biological process (GO): positive regulation of mitochondrial translation; mitochondrial tRNA 5'-end processing
Cellular component (GO): mitochondrion; nucleus; nucleoplasm
Molecular function (GO): tRNA binding
Source: RefSeq, a predicted model, not a curated record
AGCUGUCCCAAAAUAUAAUGGUAAAAGCAAAAACGUGAUCUUCUGUGAUACAGAGUUUUUUCAGAAAAUGUUACAAGAUGAAGCGUCUUGUCUGUUUUCACAGUAUAGGUAAAUCAGAUAAGUGUUUGAACACAGCACCUGUCUAAGUAUGCAGUCUGCUAAUGUGCUUCUGAAAAAAAUCGUACGAAGUUCUGUCCUUCCAUUUGCUGCACGACAUGGGAUGAAAAAGGAUUUGUUUCCACUCAGUAGAACUCUGAGUUUAUCGUUUUGUCUGAAGCAGGACAAUUCAUGCAAUCCCUCAGAAAAACUAGAUUUAGAUGCGUGGAAGAAGGUAAUGAGGUCUGGGGUGCAAGACGAAGUCAGUGAGACAGUCUCUGAGCGUAAGGAGCUUUCCACUUUGGCUGCUGCACGUGAGGUUUUGGAGAUGUGGAGACUAGCUGGCAGAUCGGUUCCAGAAAAUAUCAGUGAAGAACAGCUAAAAACCUUUAUGGAAUGUCCUUCAAAGUCAGCCAAAAAGAAGUAUUUAAAAUAUUUGCAUCUCAAAGAACUUCACAAGAAAAACAACAAAAGAAAGAUGGAUGAGAAAAGGCAAAGGAGGCUGGAAACAGAAGAGCAAGCUUCAAAAACUGAUGAGACCAAAAGGAAUUCGUUCAUACGUUUGUGGGCCAGCUGUAUGGACAGAACAUACGGUUGGAGGGCUGCUCAGUCUAUGAUCUUUGGCCAACCUCUAGUAUUUGACAUGUCUUACGAAAAGGAUAUGUCCGUCCGAGAAGUUGCAAAUACAGUGAGACAGAUAGUUCUCAGUGAAGGCUGCAAUCGAAGAUCUGUGGAUCCGUUCCACAUCCACUUCUGCAACUUAAAAGGCGACAGCCUCUAUCACAAGGAAUUUAUCAAGCAUUACAGAGAGGCAUGGGGCAAAUUGCUUAUCACUGUGACAGACCAGUGCUACACAGACGUCUUUCCAAAGGAUAAACUUAUCUAUCUGACUGCUGAUUCUCCCAAAGUAAUGAAAACAUUCGAUCACGAUAAAAUCUAUAUUGUCGGGUCAAUGGUUGACAGGAGCAUAAAAACAGGAGUCUCUUUAGCACGGGCAAAGCGAUUGGGGCUGGAGACUGCGGCCCUUCCGUUGGAGAAGUACUUGCUUUGGAAUACCGGUGCCAAAAAUCUCACGCUGGAUCAAAUGAUGCAUAUUUUAUUAAGCUUGAAAGAUACUGGAGACUGGAAGACGGCUCUGGAAUUUGUUCCGAAAAGGAAAUAUUGUGGCUUCAUAAGCAAGCCUGUGCACGAACUGAAAAAAACCUUAAACCUGAUCAACAUGCUUAAACUUGGAAAGAGACAGGAAGAAGUGCGAAAGCAAUUUGCCAAGAACUACUCUAAGAAGCUAACGCAAAAGUAGAGUGGUGGGGAAGAGAAUGAUUUAUUACGAGCAGACUGCUUGAAUGCUCCGGUUUCUCGGGGCUUCUGGAACUGUAUUCAGCUAUCUCUCUCUAAAAAUGCCUUUGUUGGUCAAGUUUGAAAGGACUGAUGUUAGGGAUUUUUUUUUUUUUAAUGACUGUAGUAUUCCAGCUGUUUGAAUUUCUUCACAGAUUAUUGAAAUUGUGUAAGGGAAAUGAGAUAAUCUGUUCUAAACAUUUACUCUGUACAAAGAAUAUAAAUCUGUUCAGUUG